UCGUUUUCUCUUCGUGUCACCCGCCUUUUGUUCGUGCGCUAUGCUUUCGAGAACAAAAGCGCAGCGUCCUUGACUUCCGCAUACUAGCGCGUGCGCAUUCAUCAUGGGGUCUACAGCAGGAGCACCAGGCCCCAAAAACACAAACAUUGCAGCUUGCGCUGUACGGAGCCCUGAUUCUCUAGCCCAGCGCAGCUUGGUGCGGCUUACAAACCUUCCAACGCAGAUUCUCGGGACUUUCCAUGGUCGAACUCUCUCCAUUCGCUUCUUAGAGUUCCUUCAGCAAGCAACAGUCUUUCUCCAUACCAUACCAUACCAUACCAUCCUAUCCUAUCCCAUCCCAUACACGCAACCGGCCAUUCGAAGAUCCACCUGUCAUAUAAAAGGGUCACUUUCCAGGGAAGGCCAUUGCAUCCUGCCGAAGCCAGAGCCGAUCAAGGCUACCACACGCAGACGCACUGUGCUGAACUGGCGAUGGUGGAAUGGUUGCUUGCUUUACAUUGACAUGCACAGGUAUGAUAUGAGCUGGUAUCAGACGAUGCUAGAGGCUCGGUAAUGUGCUCAGUGGAUGGAUGCAUAUUAGCUGGGAAAGAAUGGCGAGAAUGAAGGGCGGAGUAACGUCCGGAACAGAUGCGUACGGAACGGAUGAAUUGCUUGCGAUGCGUGCAGCCAGGUCUGUGUC
Tilletiaria anomala UBC 951 is the source of this 679-nucleotide messenger RNA. RefSeq lists its product as uncharacterized. NCBI's taxonomy places the organism in Eukaryota, Fungi, Basidiomycota, Exobasidiomycetes, Georgefischeriales, Tilletiariaceae. The coding region runs from base 104 to 553 and encodes 149 amino acids. The record is from RefSeq and is a predicted model, not a curated record. The transcript has a single exon.